Molecule: messenger RNA, 588 nt
Organism: Eriocheir sinensis (Chinese mitten crab)
Lineage: Eukaryota; Metazoa; Arthropoda; Malacostraca; Decapoda; Varunidae
Gene: Pu
Product: GTP cyclohydrolase 1-like
Exons: 5
Coding region: 1-588 (195 amino acids)
Biological process (GO): tetrahydrobiopterin biosynthetic process; tetrahydrofolate biosynthetic process
Cellular component (GO): cytoplasm
Molecular function (GO): GTP cyclohydrolase I activity; zinc ion binding; GTP binding
Source: RefSeq, a predicted model, not a curated record
AUGGAGCUGGACCACAAGCCGCCCACCCGGGAGGAGAUCAUUCCCGAGCUGGCCUCAAGUUACCGCUCGCUCCUGAAGAACCUUGGCGAGGACCCGAACCGCGAGGGCCUGCUGAAGACGCCCCUGAGAGCUGCCAAGGCCAUGCUCUUCUUCACCAAGGGCUACGACCAGACGAUUGAGGACGUCAUGAACGACGCUGUGUUUGACGAGGACCAUGACGACCUGGUGAUCGUCAAGGACAUCGAAAUGUUCUCCGUGUGUGAGCACCACCUGGUUCCCUUCUGGGGCAAGGUGUCCGUCGGUUACCUGCCCAACAAGAAGGUGCUCGGCCUCUCCAAGGUAGCGAGGAUCGUGGAGGUGUUCAGCCGACGACUUCAAGUUCAGGAACGCCUCACGAAGCAGAUCGCUUUGGCACUGGUGGAGGCCAUUCAGCCGACCGGUGUGGGCGUGGUGGUGGAGGGCACACACAUGUGUAUGGUGAUGCGCGGCGUGCAGAAGGUCAACGCGAAGACGACUACCUCAACGAUGCUGGGCGUGUUCAGGGAUGACCCUAAGACCCGCGAGGAAUUCCUUACCCUGGUCAAAUAG